This is a messenger RNA of Trematomus bernacchii (emerald rockcod), 5283 nucleotides long. RefSeq names its product RNA binding protein fox-1 homolog 3-like. Lineage: Eukaryota; Metazoa; Chordata; Actinopteri; Perciformes; Nototheniidae. The record is from RefSeq and is a predicted model, not a curated record. Gene Ontology annotation, biological process: nervous system development; regulation of alternative mRNA splicing, via spliceosome. Gene Ontology annotation, molecular function: mRNA binding. Gene Ontology annotation, cellular component: cytoplasm; nucleus.
AAAGAAGACAGGUGUGCACCAAAACCGAACACUAGGAGACAUUUCCAAAUGGGUUCGUCAGCACCUGUGGCAGCAGCAGCAGCGAGUAGAGUGACCCAGCUUCAGCCCGACCGGCUUUACCUGUACAUGGAGACCCCCAGCUGGGCAGGAAACACGUUGUGUAAGUCAGGAAACAUUGCUGUCUUCGGGAACGUGGUGUACAGCGGACUGCUGAACGAUCACCUCUGGCAUUUGGGAGUGCCCCUCUUUACAAGACUGGGUAACCAAGAGGCCACUAAUCCCCCAGAAGCGAUGGCCCAGCCGUACACCCCAGCCCAGUACCCCCCACCCCCACAGAAUGGCAUCCCCGCAGAGUUCGCAGCACCGCACCCACUUCCAACGCAGGACUACAGCGGGCAGAGCCGGGUCCCUGAACACGCCAUGACCCUGUACACGCCCACACAGACGCACAGCGAGCCGGCCGGCAGUGACAACAGCACGCCCGCCAUCACCGCCGCCACGACCGCACCGGUCAGUGUCCUUCAUCAUCUGCAAACACUGUUCUCAACACGCUGUCAGCAAACAGAUGAUGUGACGCAAAUAGAGGGCUCUCAGCAGCUCCAGCUCCAGCACUCAGACUCUUCAGAGAAGCAGCAGCCCAAAAGGUUACAUGUCUCCAACAUUCCCUUCCGCUUCCGGGACCCUGACCUAAGGCAAAUGUUUGGGCAAUUUGGAAAGAUUUUAGAUGUGGAGAUUAUCUUUAAUGAGCGAGGAUCCAAGGGCUUUGGGUUUGUAACUUUCGAAACAAGCACAGAUGCCGAUCGUGCGCGGGAGAAACUAAAUGGUACAAUCGUAGAGGGACGCAAAAUAGAGGUGAACAACGCAACAGCACGAGUGAUGACAAACAAAAAAGUGGCCAACCCUUACACGAACGGCUGGAAGCUGAAUCCAGUGGUGGGAGCUGUCUACGGCCCUGAACUGUAUGCCGUAACAGGGUUUCCCUACCCUGCCACAGGCGCUACCGUGGCCUAUAGGGGUGCCCACUUGCGAGGUCGAGGGCGGGCCGUGUACAACACGUUCCGCACAGCUCCACCCCCACCACCCAUCCCAGCUUACGGAGCGGUGGUGUACCAAGAUGGCUUCUAUGGUGCAGAGAUCUAUGGAGGAUAUGCAGCAUACAGAUUUGCCCAGCCCGCCACCACCGCUGCUUACAGUGACAGCUAUGGCAGAGUCUAUGCAACGGCAGACCCCUACCACCACACGAUUGGCCCCGCAGCCACAUACAGUGUGGGGACUAUGUAAAUACAAAAGGAAGAGCUGUACUCAGUAUUGAUGGACAUCACAGAUGAAAACAACGAAGGGAGGAGAACUAGCUUUAAGAAAAUAACACAAGAAGAAGACGAGAAGGAGUCCCUCUACUGAGGCUGGCGAGGGAAGACGGGAGGCGUACAAAGUGGCGCCGCGGCAGCGGUGUCGAACCAGCCACAAACUUGACAGACGGAGUGAGCCAGUUUCCACCAGGGACCACCUUUUUGCCGUGUAGAAAAGACAGAGAGAGAAUGAAAAGUGUCCCGUUAUUAUAAAACAUUUUAUUUUUCUAUACUUUUGUGAUUUACAAUGGUAAAAAGUGUGUAUAAAGCAGUAUAUAUGUACAAAUCUGUUUUUAUGUUUUUUGCUAAGGGAGAUGAACAGUUGGCCCUUGAUGCUGAUUCUGUGGUAUGCAGGAAGGAGGAGGGAGGAGCCCCCCCUCCUCUCUCUAUGGCACACUGCUCUGUCGCAGAGGUCGUGUAAACAAAAAACAGAAUAAACAAAAGGAAAGGUGGCAGGGAGAGCUCGGCAGCCAGAAGCACUUUCUACGCUGUACUUCCUGUGGGCGGAGUCAAAGGUCAGCCUGCUGGUCUCACUGCUCUGCCCACUUCCUUCCAACCUCCCUGACCUCCUUCCUUGCUUUCUCACUUCCUUUUUUCGGGCUGGUGAUGUCGCUCCUUUCUCCUUGUUGCGGUGUCACUGGCCCCGCAGCGCCUACUGUUAGCAGCGUCCCCCGUGGAUACUGUCGUGAUGUCACUUUCUCCUGGCAGCACCAUCGGGCAUCCCCGCCCUCCCCAAUGGGCAGCGAUUUCUGGUUUACAGCGUUGGGGAGUGGGGGGGUGAGCCACGGCGGGACGGUGAGACGGUAUAAAGCCGAGCCCCCGGUCUGCCCCUCUCCACGCCCCAGCAGAGGUCACUGACUGAGGACUAGUUAGAGAAAAUGGCGCAAAAGUCGCCGACUUUACUCACCUGCCAGACUCCGAGCCCAAGCCUUUGUGUCACUCUGCACCGACGGACAAGCUAUCAGACUAACGAUGGAAAAAGGUGCGUACAACUACCAAGGAUGCACGUUUCCACCUGACGAGAAUAACUCAUCAACGUCCAUGUAACAAAUUGAAUUAUAACCGAAUAAUCCCAUUGUACUACAUCAGCAGGUGCAUAACCAAAACACAAGCCUGAGGCAUAUAGACUAUGUCGCUAGAUAAAACAUUAUAGAAAUACAGUAGUGCCCAUCCGACGGUAACAAGGAACGAGGGCUGAAAUAUGUCAAAUUGUUUGUCAAUGUAUUCUGAGAAUAUUUAUUUGUGUGUUUCUUUUUUUUUUUGCAGCACUGAAAACUUUUAAAGAGGAAAAAAAGUUUUAAUUUGGUGGAGGCGAAACCUUAAUUCUUUAUAUCAGAAGAGUCACUGUAAACGUGUUUAAAAAGAAUGUUGGUUCAGUUCUUUGAAUGUACAUUAAUGUCUAGGGUGUCCAAUAAGUAUGUAUUCUUUUCCUGUAUAUAAAUAUAUAUACAUAUCUAUUAUAUGGGCUGUGGUGGUGUCAGGGAGUAGAGGGGGUGGGCAGGAAACGCCUCUGGCCCCCGAACAUAGAUAUCAGACCCCCUCCAACUAAAUAUGUCCCUGAUAUUUACUGUAACAUGUGAUCAUGUGUUAUAUGAUUGAAAGUGUGAUGGUGAUAGUGUGAACUGAUCUUCCCUGAACCCCCCUCCCCCCCUUUACCACACAGAUAGAUUUUACAAUAAUGCAGAUUUACACAUAUCUAUGCCCCAUCUAAUGCAAGACAUCACAUCCUGUUUUAACCCGACAGACACUUCAGGAAAAAACAUCUGAAGUCCUUCCAGCCCCCCCUCCCCCCACCCCUCCCCCCCUUCAUUGGAGGCUAGGAAGACUUGCUAAUUAGCGCAAGGUGUUGUGGGUGUCAGAUAAAAAGUUUAUGAAUAUUGAUUUUUCUUUUCUUACUUGAACCAAAGUAUGAUUUGAACACACAGUCUCGGUGCUCUUUGAUCAGGAGGCAGCAAGACUGUGUGAUGACAGCGGAGCCCGGAUGUGUAUUGACGUGACCCAGAUUUCAUUGGCUCAUCAGGGCUGAGGAAGAGCUCGCUGUAUUGCGAGGAGCCCCGCUGAUGAAGCCCAGUUUCCUGCAGCAGCCUCGCUGUUCUCCUGCUGACCCUGGUGGGCAGGCUUUUAUUGCAUAUUGGAGAAAAAACCUGCUUGCCCUGAAAAGAAACUUUUUUUUGAUCAGAGGCGAGCAGGUUCGGGUGAAGCACAACUUUGUUUGAGAGUUCAGGGUACACUACUUAGCUCGUAGUGGUUUUGUGUGAAUUGUUCCGAGAAGGCAACACUAGGUUUAAGCUGCUGACUUCCUGUACAAAACUGCAGUGUGUACUGUUAAUAUCCUGUGCAGUAAAUCUCACCUCACACUUAACUUCAUCUUAUUUCAGGUAAAAAAAAAAAAAAGAAAAACUUGUUCUGAAUCAGGGCUUCUACCCACGCGACCUCUGUUCAUCUGUGGACAGCUUCUCAUAUAUUACAAAGAGUAUCUAUAUCAUGGCAACUAACUGUUGUGAAGUCUAAUUGGGGUAAAGUCGGUCAUUUGUUCUCCCAUGCAGCGAUCACAUUCAGGCUUAGCAUUUUUUAUACCUGUAGGUUUGUUUCUGAGAGUCACAUGAUUGGUAUGGCCUACUUACUGCGCUGGUGGUGGGUCAGAACAGACUCAGGGGCAGGCUGGAGCUUUACUUUGAAAAGGAACUUCCUGGGGGGGGGGGGUCAAAAUAACUGACAGAGAUGAAGAACCACAGCUUUUAAUUUUUAGCUUAUUACCAUUGAUUUGAUUUUUGUUCACUAAAUGAUCUAUGCACUUUGCAACAAAACAGUAAUGAUGUCACAUGUGAAGACACCACUGUUACCUACUUAUAAGCUAGUAGUUCAUAAAUUAUAUUAUAUAUUUUAUUGUUUAAAUAAAUCCCAUAAACAGACCGAAACUGACAAAGUGUUGGGUUUGUCUCUCAAAACGUUCUGACUUCCUGUUUCCUGCCCUUAGCUUCCAGCCCAUUGGUUCCCACUAAUGAUGUGUAUAUUUUACAAUAGAUGCAGUUUCAUUCAAAAAAGUUUGGAACUGUAGUUUUUAAAAGCCUUAGAGAAGUAAAUAUGGCAUUUUUAAGGGACCAUUAUAAAUAAUAUGUCCUGUGAUGUAAAUGACUCCAAGUAAGCCAGAGCUAAUGGUUGAUCAAACAGAUUUCUUUAUUUAAAAUACUGUCAUUUGUUUUGGGCUCUUGGGACAGAAGAAGUAAAAAACUAACAAAAAGUAUGUUUUUUAUUGCAUUACUGUAUGAAAAAAUAUUAUUGUGUAAGCAUUCCACAACUACAGCUCCCAUGAGGCGUUGUUGGUGCAUUACUGACAAAGGCUUAAUCUAAAAGAAACACACCUGAGAUUGUAUUGCCUUAUAAUGUUUCGUGGGACGAUGUGCAACCUGUUUACCAUCAUACUUUAAUCCAUUGUUGAUAUAAAAAAUAUAUUUAUUGGUGGUAUUUAGAUGUAUCCAAUCGAGCUAUUUAUUCUGGCUGGUCUUCCAUGUUAGUGUCAGUGGUCAGGUAUGGUUUGGAUUUAUAAUUUUUUCAAAUGUGGUUGUUUAUCUCUGCUCCUUUGCAUUUUAAACUUUCUGCGUCCAGAGAGGUUCUGCCUUUACAAACAUGUGAGUCUGUCUAAAGCUCCAGCCUGCACCUCAGCGGGGACAGACGGUGUUAAAGAGACCCUCCCCUCUGAUGCCUUCAUUAUACUGUAAUGACCUGGUCCUGAUCUUCCUGAGCACAACUGCUUGAGCUGUGACACUAGCAGGAUGUCCCGCCUCCCCCCGACCCCCACCAUACCUAGCCUUCUAGUAUGUGAGUCGACUGGCCCCUUUUGUACACCUGGUGUUCUGUACAUAAUAACCUUCACCCCUCCUUACCCCUACCCCACCCCCAGCUGUCCUUUCAGGGGGAAAAAGAUUUAAAAAAA